Molecule: messenger RNA, 2415 nt
Organism: Serendipita indica DSM 11827
Lineage: Eukaryota; Fungi; Basidiomycota; Agaricomycetes; Sebacinales; Serendipitaceae
Source: the annotation of a GenBank genome assembly
AUGGCGUCCUCGUCGUCUCCAAUCACACAAGUGUCCCAGACGCAACAGCUCCCAGUCGGUUUGCAGCCGCACUUGGUGGCCCGACUCUUGUUGGACCUUCGUGGACAGCGAUUCUCUGUCGACAGGGAAACGAUUAUGAAUCUUCCUGAAUCAGUUUUGCUCUGUUUGUUCCCCAAUGGUCUCGUUUUGAGCAGAAAUUCGGCCGUUCUCGACGCAAUAGACGACGGCGAGGACGAGGAGAUUUACGGCGUAGACUUUGAUCCACAGUGCUUCCACUAUGUCCUCGACUACUUUAAGAAAUCGGGCGAACAGUUCUACGGCGUUUCAGAACAGACGUCGUCGCCCUUUCAGGCUCAGCAGCAAUGGAUCGACUCUCAGGGGGAUCCAUUGAUGGUCCAGCAAAAUCCUCUCUUGUCCAAGCAGGCUAUCAUCGUCCUCCGUGAGGAACUAGAGUACUUUGCCAUUCCUCCCUCGUCCGAGAGCACCGCAACAGACAAGAAUGGCAUUGCAAACGAACGUCUACUCGACCUCAAGAGACAAUGUGGACUCAAGUUGUUGGAGAAACGCAACAUCUUUACGGCGCUUCAGCGCAACGUCAACAAGGAGAAUAACAUGGCCGAGCAGCACUUGAUUGACAUGCUCUGCGUCAGUGGAUUCGAUAGAGACGACGUGUGGGGUUUCCGAGCGGUCGAACCCAAUCGUUGCUGCUUGUCCUCCAUCGCCCUCGUCCAGCUCAAGACCGGAAUCACCCACGAAGCCCCAACGGAUGCAAAUCCAACUGGUGUCGUGGUCGAUCAAACGCAAAUGACCACGGCCCAAAAGCUCUUGUUGUUCUGGCGCAAGCCGGCUCGCAAAUGCUGGUGGGAUGGUAUCGAGGUCGAUCUUGGCACUGCAGAUGCACCAAGGGUUGUCAAGCUUUGGGCCAGGCGUGUGUGGACCCUGGAGCUUAGUCUGUUCCGCGGCCAAAUGUCGCUUUCUAUCGACCUCUUACGAUCAGCUAUGACUGUAGUGCCUUCGGACUUUCUUACAGAUGGAGGCCUUCCUCGAGUCGAGAGACAUAUAUUUGCCCGUGAUUCCUUUCAUUUCCGCACAAAAUUCUGCAGUGCUCUUGUAUUUCUGCUUGAAUGGAUGCACGUUACAGAUGAUGCGACAGAGGCUAAGCGUCUUGGACUCCUCGUCGUUGAACACCGCGCCAAACACCCCUUGUCGUCGCGGAUUGAGCCGUCGAACGUUGGACGGGACUCAUCGUCGACGCAUAUGGCACAACAAGCGGAUCUCAAGGCGACACAUUACACCCAUCAACUGCAAAAUGCUCUUACACGCGGUCUCUGGGCAGAUCCCUCGCCUGCACUGGCCGUCAAGGGCGAGCCGAUGACAUGGAGCGAACUUUUACGAAAGUAUAAAAAGCACUGCGUUUCGCAGCACAUCACUGCAGAAAUAGCUUUACAGACCCAGAGUCUGUCUCUGCUAUUGCUCCCCGAUCCAGUAGACGCCAAACGCAUCACACAAGAAGACCUAGAUGGCGACUCCGAGGAACCGCAUGGGUCCAUGUCACUUGGGACGGAAUGCGAGUUGUCUCCUUCCCGCAUUGACGAUGCUCGGCUCGGUUUUGCCGCACUCGAGCUCCUGAAUGAUACACCAAACGAGAGAGACUCUACAUUAUUCACCCGAGCGUAUUUUGCAUAUGCUCUGAAGCGCUACAAGGAGUGCCUUGCUCUCCUUAAUCCGAUGAGCUUUGAUGAAGACGUGCCGGAGCCAGCGUCGGCUACCAAAUCUACGAGACUCCAAGUACCCAGCGAAGGGUCGACAGGAUCGACAGGCACACAUCUCACUUGGACUGGGAGUAUUGCAAGCAUGGCUAUGGAAAAGCUGGGUCAUGCGGAAGAGGCCUUGAGCGUAUACGAAGCAGCGCUUCCAAUCUUACAAUCCCUUCGACUUCCCCACACUCCGGCCUCUCAAAACGACGCUGUUGACCCAUCCUUUAUCAAGUAUCGCGAACUGUGGAGGUGGGCGGAGCGUUUGCUCUGGCGUGCAAGUUGCCUUGUUUCGCGCUUUGCACCAAUAGACCGCGCCCUCACAGUGUUUCGCGUUUACUCAAAUCAUGCACAGUACUAUCCUCCAACGUUCCGACCAAACCAUCGAUCCAUCGUUUCAUCCCUUUAUCUAUAUGCAUUGCUGCUGACCUAUCCGGGCUCUGAGCAAGCGAUUCCCGGCGUAACUCGACUCUCAUGGAUUACAGAGGCCAGAACGCUACUCGGGGAGUACCGACUCGUUCUCGCUCAGAGCACCGUCUUCCCGAGAGCUGGUGAUCGGAAUAUCAAAGUAGAGGAAUACUGUGACGGUGUCAUGGCUGUAUGGGAACGCGCUGGUGCGAAUGGAAAAGAAGCUCAAUGGGCCAUAGAGGCAAGUGACUAA